Molecule: messenger RNA, 4270 nt
Organism: Aureobasidium pullulans EXF-150
Lineage: Eukaryota; Fungi; Ascomycota; Dothideomycetes; Dothideales; Saccotheciaceae
Exons: 1
Coding region: 117-4052 (1311 amino acids)
Biological process (GO): mitotic G2 DNA damage checkpoint signaling; mitotic DNA replication checkpoint signaling; activation of protein kinase activity
Molecular function (GO): anaphase-promoting complex binding
Source: RefSeq, a predicted model, not a curated record
ACACCACUUUCUUGUCCCUCAAUUGUCGCCCUUAUCCAUAUCAUUCUGUGCCUUGUCAAACUCAGUAGUCGCCAAGCAUCUUUUCAGCGGUUUCCAUCUACGGCGAACGCACCACAAUGUCUUCCCCGGCGCGUUCAACGCGGUCGAGUCGCGCCUCGACACCAGCAGAUGACAGCUCCUCAAUCGUGUCUAUGGCCCUCGAGUCGCCAGGAACCAGAAUGAGGAAGCUCAUGGCCGCUUUCGACGAUGAAUCAGACGAUGACGCCGGCAUACUCGUCCGACCAAGCACGAAACCAGCCUCUACAACUCAUCCAGCAAACCCCACGCGUCCAAGCAACGCGUCCAAGGAUGAUGAGAAUGAACAAAGUGAAGAGGAGGAUGAGCCAGUCUUCAAGCCGAGGGGCAGAUUGGCUGCCCGGAUGGGAGGUGGUGCCCCUGCUCCUAUUCAUGAAGAGCCUUCAUCAGAGGAGGAUGAGGAUGUCUACCAGCGAAUCCGAAAAGACCUCAUGGCUUCCAAGAAAGCGUCCUCUGUUGAGAAGUCUCCUGUCAAAGCUACGAGCUCAAUUGCAAUGGCUCGUACACAAACACCACAACCCAGUCCUCGGCGUCAGAGACUUCAGAACCGUGCCUCGACCCCGACAACUUCCUCUCGAUCAGAAAGCCCUGGAUUGUUUAUGUCACCAGCCCCCGAGCAAAGACGAUCGACCGACAACAACUCGAACCACUCCGACGACUCAGACUCGGAUCUCCCCUCAGACCCAUCGGCACCCUCCCGUCUGCGCGACCUCGUCAACCGCCGUCGUGCUGAAAGAUUGGCAAGAGAGCAGGCAGAGAAGGAUGCAGAAGAAGAGCGUGCUGCUACUGGACAAGCUCCCCUAUCGGACAUGUUCCAAGAUGAGGAUACCAGAGACGAGGUCACAGAGCGCAGGCUCACACAACAAGCAAGACCUACACGCAAAGCGAGUAAGAAGGCUUUGGAAGAGAUGAACAGAGAGACGCAGAGGAUCAAGAGAAAUAUGCAAUUGACCCACCAGGCCAAGGUCAAAAAGCGCUUUACUGCUCAGGACUUCCUUUCCGCCUUCAAUCGCCCCAAGACAUCGUCUUGUCUUGCAAACGUCACCAAUGCCGCCGACGUAACCUCUUCCUCGCCUCCACCAGAGCCAUUCUCAGAGACUGGCGCCGAGAAAGACCGCGAUACUCCCCCAUCUAGUCCUCCAAGUGUUGACGACUCCCUCAAGACUCUGACCGGGCAGCCGAUGGACACGGCUGCUGAUGACUCGGACGAAGAUCUGCCAUCUCUCCAGGAGAUUUUGUCCCAACCUAGAAAGAAGGUCGACAAGGGUAAGGCUCCUGUUCGCGAAGUUUCGACCAAGCCAAAAUCAGUACCGAUCCGCCAGUUCCGCGUCAAGAUUCCUCCACAAAAUGUCCUCAACAGGCACAAUAAUAACGACGAAGAUGAUGGUCUCGAAAUUGUGCACAAUCCCCUCGCCAUGUUCGACAUAGUACCCAAGACGCAAACUCCUGAAGGAAGAACAAUGUUGAUGCUCAGACACCUUGCUCAGCUUACCGGUAACGGCGACAAGAUCCGCUCCAAGAAGGGUCAGAAGCCAUCCAUUUCUCCUCAGCAACUCGAAAUUCAGCUCCGUCAGCGUGCCCACGAAAUCGCAAACGAGGAACGUGCUGCAAGGCUCGCUGAUUUGCGCGCCAAGGGUAUCGUUGUCUUGACUGAGGAGGAGCGUGAAAGGGAGCAGAUGCAGAUUGAGGAUAUGCUGGGCAAGGCAAGAGACGAGGCCGAUAAACUGCGCAAGCAGGAGAAGGCCACUGCUAGAGCCAAUGGCGAGGAUCUCGGUGUAAGCUCUGACGAGAGCGAGGAUGAAGACUACGUUGGCAGUGACGAAGAAGCCAAGCCUGCAGAAGAGGAGGAUACAGAAGAAGAUGAGGGGGAGAUUGAGCUCUCAGGCUCUGAGGAGGAAGACACUGCCGACCACGACAUGAUCGAUGCCGAGGCUGGUGAAGAUGACGCAGAAGAGCCUGAAGAAAGAGAAGAGCAAAACAAAGACGCAGCACCUCAAGACGAUGAACCUGUACUGCCCAAAGCCCGAAGGGCUCGCAGGAAGCACGUUAUUGAGGACGACGAGGAUGAUGAAGACGAGCACCCUGCAACUCAGCAGAACACCUCGGGCGAUGGUAUCAACGACGAACUUGCAGCUGCCUUUGGUUUCGGACACGCUCCAUCCGCCCCCAUGGGAAUGUCGCAAAUGUUUGCAGGAACCAUGGACGACUCCCAAGGUUCGAACAUGGCCACUCAGGAGCAGGAUUCUCUAGAGAUGCUCCGCCAUAUUCCAUCUGCCUCUAUGCCUUCGCUUCCCCUAUUCGAGGACUCUCAGGACGUCGUGGCAGACAGCCAGACGGGUGCUACUCAGGUUCGUACAUACGAACCUACUCAGCAGAUGGAUCUUCAGUUCCCUCCACCUUCUGCCGAUUCGCCUGCAAUCGACCGCAUGUCCGAAUUUUCGCAAAUCCCUGAUCCAUCCCAAGAUGUCGGCUUCGACCCCAACAUUACUCCUCUCGCCGCAAGAACCCAUGCUCCCUCGUCUACCGUGGACACAGUCUUGCUCGGCGUUCCAGAAUCUCCUGUUGUACAACGCAGAGGUCGUCUGAUGAGACGAUCCGAAGUUUCUCAGCAGGCUGAGGACGACAUAGUGCAAUCUUCAGCACCUGCUGCUGUUGAGGAACCUUCAGAUGCAUUCUCCAUGAUGCGUCAGGCUGCCAAACGUCCAGCUCAACCUGAUUUCGACAAGAAAAAGAGCAAUGCCAAGGAUAUGGUUGACGAACAAGCCGAUGAAUCCGAGGACGAGUACCGCGGUCUCGGAGGUGCCAGUGAUGAUGAAGACGCUGGAUCAGGCGACGAAGAUGACAAGCAAAUGAUCGACGAUUUCGACGUCAAAGUCAACGAACGCGAAUUAGCCGCCUUGUAUGCUGAGAAGUCACGCGUGCAGGAUGAAGCUCAGACCAGCAAGCUGUACAAGGACCUCAUGUCUGGCAACCUUCGACGCAAGCGUGGUGGCAAUGCUUUCGAGCUUGACUCUGAUGAGGAUGAUCAAGUGCUCGAGAGAAGACGUCGCAGACAACGUGAAGAAGCUCGCAAGCGUAAACUCUUGCUUCAAGACGAGACACUUGGUAAACUUGGCAGCAAUGACAAGAAGGAAGCUUUCCUUCGUGCUAUCGAGGACAGAGAUGAAGCUGACGAUGUCGACUUCCUGGAUGGCCAUGACGUGGACGACGAUGUGGAAAUGCAAGACUCGCAGCAGCCUUCUGGUUCUCAGCAGGUACAACCUCCAGCAGGCAACGAAGAACAAUCCGAGGCUUCAACUGGCCUCAAGCGUGCCGCCGACUCUUUCGACCUCUCACAAUCAUCCCAACAGCAACAGCCUCCAAAGAAGAAGUCUGCAGCAUCCCUCCGCCGCUCCAACCUUGCAGACACAUUCCGCAAGCCCAAGUCUCUGGCUGAAGUUCGCGACUCCCUCUCGUUUCUCAUCGAUGAUCCCAGCAAUGAAGAACUUGCUUCCGAGAUCUUGCUCUCCUCCGACGAAGAAAGGGAAGUCUUUCGCGCUGUUUCCGUCGAAAGAGCCCCAGCUUCUGCACGUAGAGUGCCGGCCAAAAACGACAUCAUCGACCGCCUGACACUCAAGAAACAGGCCAGCACCGUCGCCGAUGAUAGCAACCAAGCAUUUGCCACAUCCUCACAAUCCCGCGGUAAUGGCAGCUUCUCUUUCAAGCCCGCUUCGCUUCUGCGCAAGGCAACUACCAAUACUUCAUUCACCGAAAACAGAGCUCCUCCUUCUCUCAACAGAGAAGGCAGUUCGAGUGUCAGGAAUGGCGGUUCAAAGAAGUCGAGUAUCAACUACCAAGCUAGAGAGGCGGAGAGACAGGAGAUUGUGCAAAAGGCGGCCAAGAGGAGAGAGGAGAAUGUCAGAAAGAUCGCUGGGCUCAGACGCAAAGCUGGUGGUGCAUUGGGCGCUUUGGGUAGCAUAGGUGGUGGGUUUGAAUGAUUCAAUGACCGGUACUCGAGAUCUUAGGACGGCGUUUUGAAUUCACCAAGACUGGAAGCUUGGGAAAUAUGUAUGUAGAAGACAUGGCUUUGCUUGACUUUUGUUACAGAGCUGCUGAAAUGGAAUGAAUAGAGUCUCGACAGUAUGUCUCCAAUUCCGCCAGAGUUUCAACUUACAAUAACACCUUGCCUUCUCGCAAUCAUGCCAGCCAACAGCAG